This is a messenger RNA of Puccinia graminis f. sp. tritici CRL 75-36-700-3, 1495 nucleotides long. RefSeq lists its product as uncharacterized. The coding region runs from base 234 to 1037 and encodes 267 amino acids. NCBI's taxonomy places the organism in Eukaryota, Fungi, Basidiomycota, Pucciniomycetes, Pucciniales, Pucciniaceae. The transcript is spliced from 2 exons. The record is from RefSeq and is a predicted model, not a curated record.
CGGGCUGUCAAGCAUAUAUUUAAACCAAGCACCUUCUUUCACAGAAAGGUACCCCCAUCCGGCCAGCUUUUCUCCUUGAAGGGUCCGAUUCUCAAUUUCCCCUUUAACAUUCUUUCUAGUUCCAGUGCAUCUUGGUCGUUCUUAAUCGCAGCGGAACCACCUCUUGAGAUUACCAACAACUGAGUGCCGCAUCGCCAACCAUCAACAAUACAAUUUCACUCCCAAAAGUCACAAUGAAUCGAACGUUCUUGAUUCUCUCCGUUGUCACUGCCUUCGCUGUAAACAUAUUGGAACACACCGAGGCAGCCGUCGUAGGACACCAUCCAGAUCCAUGGAGGAAGUCUAUACAGCGAAAGCAUGGAUCACCUUCCUUUCUCCUUUUUAGAAGGGCGACUGAAACCGAGGAUGACGAGCCAGUUGGUCCAAGCCUUAUGCAACAACUAAGAUAUCCAUCGGAGCAGCAGGAAGAAGACAACGAACCUCAUAGCUUUAUGAUGAUCAGCACCUCAACUUACAGCACAGAUGACAUGUCGGGAUCAGAUCCAUUCGGCGGGCCGGGCGAUUCUCCAGGUGUUGUUAGUAUUGGGAUGACGAUCAUCCAGUUGGACGAUUCACCAGCCAUAGAAACCCGCAAGGUUGCGAGGCGCUUUGGAUCAAGAGGUCCGCUAUCCAUCGAAAGAUCAUACACCUCUUACGACACGACCGCUUCCUCGGAUCCAAGCGAUGAAUCACCUUACAGCCGGUCUGAACCUCUUGUUAGAAAUACACGGGCCGGCAAGCUUCCUGAAGGCCUGGGUUCCGGCACAUUCGAAAGCUUAUGGAAGGCGAUGAACGAAAGGAAUAGCCAGGUCCCGUUGUCUAUGCCCACAGGUGACUCACGCACUGAACAAGCCGAAAAACCCAAAGAUUCGUACCAAAAUUCACCACCCGUUGUGAAAGAGGAUAUUCCACAUCCUUUCACCGCACCCGCCAAAGAACAAAUCGUAAUGAAAUCCAGCCCCACUUUUGACAAUACAUCUCAUCACUCACAGCUCUAAGUAAUAUGUAUCAACCCAGGUAGUUUUGAAGUCAUGGAUUGCUGCUUGAAAUAUUUAGAUUAACCAAGCUCCUCCUAGAAAUAUUACAAUACACUAGCCUAAGAAGUAGGCCCACCUAAAUUUCCUUUCUUUCUUUGUAAAUCCAACUUUCUUUUGUUGCAAACCUAACCAUCAUCUUUUGCUAGAAAAGUCCACACCUCUUCAGGCAAAAAAAUUCAUUCAAUGAGAACAGUCCACAAGAUUAUGAAGAAGAUUUCCUCAUGUUUAUGAAUGUCUUCAAAAAUGGAUCAAACACAAUAAAAAAAUCAUGUAUAUAUGUUUCUAUUCUGAGUAAAAUUUGGUAGAUACUUACUCACAACCCCUCUGGAAACAAGUGUACAGAAUAAUGUCAUUCUUGAAACAAUUGGAGACAAAUGGCCCAGAGUAUAUAAUAAAGAUGUCACAGUUGAUUCAGCAAA